AUAUAUUAAUUUUACUACACACACACACACACACACACACACACACACACACACACACACACACACACACACGUGUUAUAGCUGCAUUAUACAUUGCUCUCAAAUUAUCUAGCUCUUCACCCCUAAAUUCUUAUGCUGUUAACCGGUUUGCUGUGAGGCAGUGAAGUAUUAUUCCUAUUUUACAGAGGGGCUAGAAAUCAGUGAGUUGCAUAAUAUGUUGGGUAGAAGAUACUUUGCAGUAAAUUGUUCAUGCCUAAAAAUAAAAAAAUGCAAUUUGGAAUUUUAAAGUUCACUUUAAGAUUGUUUAAAUCUAGUCUGUCUUGUUUUUCUAAGUGAGACAGUGGCUCAAAUGUCAGUGGGAAGGAAGAUAGUCCAGUGGUUAGAGUAUUAGCCUGGGAUUUGGAAGACCUGCUUCAACUCCCUGUUCUUGUAGACUUUGUAGUGACCUUAGAAAAGUCACUUAAUCUGUCUGUGCCCUAUCUAUAAAAUGGGGCUAAUAGUACUUCCCUUCCUUACCUGGGUGUUAUUCUUAACACCUUAAAGAUUGGGAGGUGCUUUUAAGAGGACAGCUACUCUGCACCUCCUGAAGAUCAUUCUGCUUUACAGGGUCUCAGAUUUGGUAUGAAAAAGCAAGGCAUUCAAAAAUCACUAGUCACUUCUGAAAAUCAUGGCUGAGUUGUUUAAUUGCCUGUUUCUCUGUGUUAGGGUGACCAGAUGUCCUGAUUUUAUAGACAGUCCCGAUUUUGGGGGCUUUUUCUUAUAUAGGUGCCUAUUACCCCCAAACCCUUGUCCUAAUUUUUCACACUUGCCCUCUGGUUACCCUCUGCUGUGUGUAAAAAAGAUAUUUGCCUUUGCAAAGUGAUUUGCAAUCUAUGGGUGUAAAGCACUGUAUCAAAGAUGAGUUCUAGGCUUUAUUGGCUAAAUGAGAUUCUUGUGUGUGCAUAUACACUCAAAGGAACAUGUGCAGGGUAAGAUACCAAUAAAUCAAAGUUUUACAAAUGCAAGACUGAGGGACUGCUUCCAGCCUACUACGGGAAGUGCCUAGUUUAUUUCCAUUGUCCAAGGAAACAGCAAUGCAGAAAGUAAACAGCAUAAACAGUAGUGAGGUUAGUGGUCUAUUACAGGAGUAAGUGGGUGAGAUUCUGUGGUGUGCCAUGUGCAAGGAGGUCAGACUAGAUGAUCAUGAUAGUCCCUUCUGACCUUAGUCUAUGAGCACUAAAAAUGAAAAGGAAACUAGAUUUUAAAACUACAUUUGAGUUUUAAAACUCAUGUUAUUCUUUUUCAGCAGAUAAUGUUCCUUUAAUUCCUAAAAUGUGGAUAACUAUUCCUCCACCUCAUUAGUUGUUUUUUCAUAUAUACUUAUUACAUGUGACAAUACCCUUUCUUUAUAACUCUCCAUUUCCUUUGUGGCAAUCUAAGGGCUUGGAAACGCACACAUUGUACUGCUUUACAUAUACUAGUCUAGUUAAAAAGUAGUGCACCUCCCUUUAAGGUGGAUGCAAUUAUACUGGUAUAUUCCUGGAAGGGAAAACAACUACACCACUCCAAGGCAACUUUCAUACCACUCUAACUGUCCAUGCUAGGGGUUUUACUGAUAUAGCUGUUUUGGUAGAAAAUCACAUUUCUGAUAGCUAAAUCAAUAAAAAAAACUUGGUGUAGAUCAGGCUUUAGUCCAGUCCCUGUAAAGAAUAGUGUGCAUGAGGAGGCAGGGGGGGGGGGGGGGGCGUGUUCCCAUGUCAACCUUAAUACUUUUCCUGGCAUAGCUCUGUCAGUGAAGAGUGGCAGGGAUCCCACCCUUUCACCAGAUAUAGCUGUGCCAGCAGAACUAUGUAGGGUAGAUGAAGUGAUAAUAGCAAAAUUACACUUUUGAGAGUGUAGCUUAUCUCGCUUGGGGGCUGGAAUAAACUAUACCCACUAGGAGUGCUUUGCUGGUAUAGUAUAGUGGUAUAGCUACCCUCACAAAGUGCUCCUGCUGUAGACGUGGCCUUGGUCUCCAUAUUCCAUCUAAUGUACAGAACAAUGCUAUGUAAAGAACACACUGUAAGCAAUGCAGCAUGUUAGUUUAAAGGUAAACUGUGUGUGGGUGGUUUCGUAUUUAGAUAGAUCAGCAUGCAUGUCCCAAAGGAGAGAGUCUGCAUUACUCUCCCCAAUUGACAGAUGGAGAGAUAACCACAUAGAAAGUGACUUGCCUGAAGUUGCACAAUCAGAGGUGGAGUGGGGGGGGAGAACCCAUCUCUACCCCCUUUCAGGCCUUAUUGAACCCACCAGCACCAAUGUAUAUAGCAAAGGUUAGGGCUUUUCUGUGGAAAAGGAUAGCUUAGUUCUCCCCUCCCUUCCAGUAUAAAAAGCUCUUCCUUUUUAAAUGCUUAGUUGUGAUUGAUAGCCCAAGAGAGGCUAGUCUGACCACCCUAUACAUUACAAUGUAUUUACAUGUGUCAUUUUGGGGCUCUAGUAAUGUGCUGUCAGCAGCUCUAGGAAUUCCUAUGAUGAGAUAAAACUGUCCUGGGAAUGUUUUAUAGCUGCAACUGGGUCUUCUACUGUCUCUGUUUAUGCAAAAGAAAAUGUGUGUGCACACACUAAAUCCUCACUCCCACUAAAAAUCUGUAUUCACCCCCCAUUUAAAUACUAAUGUGAACUGUAGGCAGCUAAGCUCUGCCCUUUGCCCUACAGCGUGCUGCCUUUCAUUCUGAAUAGAUUUUGAUGACUAUAAAAAUUAUUCCCAAACCACUCCCACAAUACACAGAUAUUUUACACAGCAGUAUUUUGCGCUUUUGUGCAGUGGUUAUCUGCAUUUUAAAGAGGAUUCAGGUUGGAUUUGCUUUUUAGUCUUUUUAUUAUUAUCGUGCUGGGGAGAGAGAGCAAACUAACUUCACUAAGGGAAAGGGGAAAUGUUGUCCUCAAGCAACCAGGGGCUGUGGCUAUUUGCAUGGUUAGGUCUUAAUGAAAGACCAAAUACAAAUAAAUCCUUCCUUCCCAGACUCUUAAGCAAUGCAUUAAAGUUCAUCCAAAAGGAGGCAGAGUGGGCAGGUAAGCUUUCCACUGCCUGGCUGAUGCUUGGAGUGCAACACACCCACCUGGGAUCACCUCCCCUUGCGCUCCAGGCAGGAACUCACGGGUGGGCGGGGCCCUAGAGCCCCUAUUAUGACGUAAGCGCUAGCAACAGUGAGCUUCUCUCGCGUCCUGGAUACGGCUCCCCCCUCCCCCCGCAGGCUCCCUCCCCCUCCCCCUGAGCAGCCCAUUGAAUCCCUGGCCCCAGCAGCUAGGUCUGUUGCCUUCUCCUUCCUUCUCUCCUCAGGGGCUCAGGGAAUGGGGGAGAGGCUAGGAGGGCAGUGUGCUAAAGUAGAGAGAAGGUGAGAGGUGGGGAAGGCAGGAAGGUGACAGCGUCCUGGAAGAGGAAAAGCAGCGCACGCCCCUCUGCUUUCUGCUGCUUCACCUUGGUGGGGGAUGUAAAAAUGCUGGACAAUAUCCAUGCUGCAAUCCUCGAGUCUGGCAGGACCGUGUUCCCAACGCUCCCGAAGCUCACGGCGGACGAAGUCUUUAGUAUUUGGGCCAAUGUGUCUGAAUUUGUGGAACGGCAGCUCUCCAUGAACAAGGGUGUCCAAAUACCAGGGCUUGGAACAUUCUCUUUUUUAAGACAAAAAUUAGAUGUUGGCAACAAUAAAUUUAUCCUUAUUCAAAGACCUGUGUUUCUUCUGUCUGAGAAACUAGCCCAGAUUCAUGGACUCAAACUUGCCAAAAUACACACUCCUGGUGAUAUCCCAAUUAUUCAACUGAACUUCAUCAUGUUAUCCCUGGAGGGUCCCUUUAACAGGGAGAUAGUGGAAGGAUGUGUAAAAGAGACCCUGCUUUUUUUCUCACGAUCCAUCGCUAUCAAACAGAAUGUUGAAUUCACUUUCAAGGGAAUUGGAGUUCUCGUUAUCCGGGACAACAAAGUGAAAAUGAAAUUUUACAAAGAUUUCCUUCAAGCCAUGGAUGGCAGUGGCAAUCUCGUGAAAGCUCUUUCCAAUAGGCCCGGGACGGGGGAUUCAGUUAUUUCAGGAAGAGAAACUGCAAUGUCUCAGUCCCGUGCUUGCAGUGUUGUCAUGUUUCCAAGGAUUGAGUUGAAGGAAACAGACAACAAAGCAGCCAUGGAAACCAUCUUAGAAGAACGUGAAAAGUCCAACAAAGAAAAGGAGCUAAUAGAAAAAGAGAGAGCUCAUAGUAACAGUAGCAGUAAAAAAGAGAAUCUUCCCAUUAAGCGCCUUCUGUCCCGACAAUCUGUUGUUCCUGCCAAAGUGUCAGGGUUCAAUCUGACUGAUGAGCUGGAGAAGAACAUCAAGCAAAAGAAUGCCCCUGAAAGUGCAACAUCACCUGCUCCUCCGUGUUUCUCAAAGACAGAAACUGACUGCGGUCCCAACCUAAUUCAUGCUACUGGACCCAGAACCCCAUCCCCUCUUUGUCAAGAUCAUGGUAGGGCUGGACAGGAAAUGUGCUACCUGUGUAUGCAGCGUGCUCAGAGAAACAUCCCAGUGUACUUAAGCGAAGAGAGGCGGAGGAAAGAGCUGGAUGAUGACAGAAUAUUGGCGCAAUACCAAACUAUGAAAGACCAAGAGGCUCUUCAUAGGCAGCAGAUGAAAUUCUUGGCGAACAGAGAACAGAACCAAAAAAACGCUGCCUUUAACCUGGGGGUGGCUGAAGCAAUGAGAAACCACAAGAAUGAAAAAUCCACAGAAUUUUAUAAAUCAUUUGUUUUUGUUAAACGGCCGCCCAGCCCUCCCCCCUACAUCAAGCAAGAGGAGUAUUCACAAGACUUGUUGAAGCAAAUGGAGGAGAAGAAGGAGAAGGAAGCAAAACUAAAGCAGGACAAAGAGCUGAUGGAUCGGCUGGAACAAGUGCAGCUUGCAGAAGAGCUAGCUGCCCAAAGAGCUAAAUACCUGAAGGGCAAGAUGGAAGAAAUGCAGUGCUAUAAGAGGGCCUUGGAUACACAGAUAAAGUUGAAGCCGAUACAGUUGCCGGUCUGUGAGCCUGACUCAGCAGAUCUCAUCUUUGGGAAGAGUGAUAUGACCAAUGAGAAGCUUGCGGAAAAAAGGCAGCGAGCCCAGGAGUUCUACAAGCACCAGCUGCAUGCCACAGCCCAGCGGAAGAGGACAGCUAUCCUCAAUCAGUUGGUGGAGCAGAGGAGAGAAACUGACAUGCUGCAGAGAGCCAAGAGAGAGUGGAUUGCAGACAGAGGAGCGCAGUUUGAGAAAAUAUUCCAGAUGAAUUUAGCAGUGCAGGACGACUGGCAAAAAAGCGCUGGAAUGAAAAGGCUAAGGGAAGUUGAAGAGAAGCUAUUUGAGCGUGCCGGGGACAAGCUCAUGCUACUUGAUCAGUGCGAGAGGUACCGACGCUGUUUCCAGUGUAAGAGGCGCACGACCAACUGCGGGGAAUCCAAUUUGUGGUCAGAGUCUAGAUACAUUCCAGGAUCCCGGUUAAUGGUUUGAAGCAAGUUUUCACCCUAUUUUUGUUUUCUUCGUGCGGAUUUUUCCCCCCCCGAAUGUGGUGAGCUAUGUCUCACAGCUCAAUGAAAAUUGCUCUAAAGAUUGUUGCUUUUGGACUUAGGUUUUUAUGAGAAUUAUGUUGAAUUAAACAAAG
Chrysemys picta bellii (western painted turtle) is the source of this 5613-nucleotide messenger RNA. RefSeq names its product coiled-coil domain containing 81 (gene CCDC81). The record is from RefSeq and is a predicted model, not a curated record. Gene Ontology annotation, cellular component: centrosome. Lineage: Eukaryota; Metazoa; Chordata; Testudines; Emydidae.